Molecule: messenger RNA, 120 nt
Organism: Scutellospora calospora
Lineage: Eukaryota; Fungi; Glomeromycota; Glomeromycetes; Diversisporales; Gigasporaceae
Source: the annotation of a GenBank genome assembly
AUGUACCAAACAACUAAUACACCUCAUCAAAAUACAAUAACAGAUAAUAUAGAGGUUAUUUUGCAAGCAGUAUGUGAUCUAUUAUUGGCAUUUAAUUUGGUUAUUGAAUUCUCUGAUAUU